Hirundo rustica (Barn swallow) is the source of this 1842-nucleotide messenger RNA. RefSeq names its product inhibin subunit beta A (gene INHBA). NCBI's taxonomy places the organism in Eukaryota, Metazoa, Chordata, Aves, Passeriformes, Hirundinidae. Bases 1 to 1680 code for a protein of 559 amino acids. The record is from RefSeq and is a predicted model, not a curated record. Gene Ontology annotation, biological process: BMP signaling pathway; SMAD protein signal transduction. Gene Ontology annotation, molecular function: cytokine activity; growth factor activity; hormone activity. Gene Ontology annotation, cellular component: extracellular region. The transcript is spliced from 2 exons.
AUGAGCAUAAGGAAGCCAGCCUGCCUGUUCCUCCCCCUUCCUAAUCAUAGCCUUUACUCACAGACAAAACUCCCUCCCUCUCUCAUUCACUCACUCACUUUAGGCCAAUCCGUCCUCUCUCUCUCUCUCCCUCUCUCUGUGUCUCUCUCCUACUCUGAGACAGAGUCAGAACUCUUCUCCCUGACAGCCACAAACAUCUACAGCACUUAUUGCAUUCAGAGAGGGAACCUGCAAACAAAACUUCACAGAAAACUUUUGGUUCUUGUUCCAGAGAAUUUGCUGAAGAGAAGGAAAAACAAACAAACAAACAAACAAACUAAACCAGCCCCCAAAAAAACUGUUCGUGAAGGGGGAAGAAAAGCGGGGCCUUUUAAAAAGGGAAUCACAACAACUUUUGCUGCCAGGAUGCCUUUGCUUUGGAAGAGAGGAUUUUUGUUGGCGCUUUGCUGGAUUAUAGUGAGGAGUUCCCCAACCCCAGGAUCCGAGGGGCACAGCUCAGUCACUGAUUGUCCAUCAUGUGCCCUCACCACGCUCUCAAAGGAUGUGCCCAGCUCACAGCCUGAGAUGGUGGAAGCAGUAAAGAAGCACAUACUGAAUAUGUUGCACUUGAGGGACAGACCUAAUAUCACCCAGCCAGUGCCCAAGGCAGCACUUUUAAAUGCCAUCAAAAAACUCCACGUGGGGAAGGUGGGAGAGGAUGGUUAUGUGGAAAUAGAGGAUGAUGUUGGAAGAAGAGCCGAAAUGAAUGAAGUUGUGGAGCAAACCUCAGAAAUCAUUACUUUUGCAGAAUCAGGCACAGCCAAGAAAAUGUUGCACUUUGAGAUUUCCAAGGAAGGCAGUGAAUUAUCGGUGGUGGAGCAUGCUGAAGUGUGGCUCUUCCUGAAGGUCUCCAAGGCCAACCGGAGCAGGACAAAAGUUACCAUCCGCCUGUUUCAACAGCAGCACCAGCCAAAAAGCAAUUCUGAAGGAGCAGAAGAUACAGAGGAUGGGGGACUGAAAGGUGAAAAGAGUGAGAUUUUGAUUUCAGAAAAAGCAGUGGACACCCGUAAGAGCACUUGGCACAUCUUCCCUGUCUCCAGCAGUGUCCAGAGGCUCCUGGAUCAAGGCAAGAGUUCUUUGGAUGUGAGGAUUGCCUGUGACCUGUGUCAAGAGACUGGAGCCAACUUGGUGCUACUGGGCAAGAAGAAGAAAAAGGAAGAUGAUGGGGAAGGGAAAGAAAAGGAAUUUGGAGAAUUCACAGCAGAAGAGGAGAAGGAGCAGUCACAUCGGCCCUUCUUGAUGAUGCUUGCCCGGCACUCAGAGGAUCGCCAGCACAGGCGGCGGAGACGAGGCCUGGAGUGUGAUGGCAAAGUCAACAUCUGCUGCAAGAAGCAGUUCUUUGUCAGCUUCAAGGACAUAGGAUGGAGUGACUGGAUCAUUGCUCCUACAGGUUAUCAUGCCAACUACUGCGAAGGAGAGUGUCCCAGCCAUAUAGCAGGCACAUCUGGUUCAUCAUUAUCUUUCCACUCCACCGUCAUCAACCACUACCGCAUGCGGGGCCAUAGCCCUUUUGCCAACCUCAAAUCAUGUUGUGUGCCCACCAAGCUCCGGCCUAUGUCCAUGCUCUACUACGAUGAUGGCCAGAACAUCAUUAAGAAAGACAUACAGAAUAUGAUUGUGGAGGAGUGUGGCUGUUCAUAGAUGCUAGUGUGCACAAGAUCCUUCUUGUUAAGAAGAAGAUGUAACAAAAGCCCAAGAAGAGAAAAGACCAGACAUGGUAUAAUCUUUUUUGAGUGAAAAAAUCAUCAGAAAUAUAAACAAAAACAGAAGAGAGCAAGAAAAGUGAGAGAAAUAAAAACAAAA